Molecule: messenger RNA, 1611 nt
Organism: Salvia splendens (bonfire salvia)
Lineage: Eukaryota; Viridiplantae; Streptophyta; Magnoliopsida; Lamiales; Lamiaceae
Product: putative late blight resistance protein homolog R1B-16
Exons: 1
Coding region: 1-1611 (536 amino acids)
Biological process (GO): defense response to other organism
Molecular function (GO): ADP binding
Source: RefSeq, a predicted model, not a curated record
AUGGAUGCUGUGUUGAGAAGGGCUUAUGAGUUGAAAGGGAGAGAAGGAUUGAGGGAGGAGCAGCAGCCCUUACGUUCAAAUUCAGCAUCUGCUAUGAUUGGAUUGAGAGAGGAGCAACCGAGAGACUCAAUGGUGGGAUUGGAAGACGAUCUGAUUCAGCUCAUGGAUGACCUCACCAAUCAACAAUUCAGCCGCAACAUCAUCUCAAUUGUUGGGAUGGGAGGUUUGGGUAAGACUACUCUUGCUCAAAAUCUUUAUCAAAGUUUACUCAUGAAGCAAUACUUUGAUAUUCGUGCUUGGAUUACGGUAUCACAGCAAUACAAUCUUGAAGAAAUGCUCUCACAACUUCUUUCUAGCCUAGGGAAAUCCUCUAGUGCAGCAGCUGUAGAUGAGUUGGGGGAGAUGAUUCAUAAGACUCUGUCAGGUAGGAGAUAUUUGAUUAUAUUAGACGACGUAUGGAGUGUCCAAGUUUGGGAUGAAUUGAGGCAUUUCUUUCCUGAUAAUGGAAAUGGAAGUCAUCUUGUUGUUACCACUAGGUUGUCGAACGUAGCUACAAGCUGUCAUUCCCGGUCUUGCUUAAUGAUGAAACCUCUAGAUGAGCAAACAAGUUGGAAACUAUUUUGUAAAGAGGCAUUCAAACAAGAAAAUUGCCCUUAUCCUGAACUUGAGGAAGUUGGAAAGGAGAUUGCUAGAUUGUGCAGAGGACUGCCUUUGUCCACUGUUGUCAUAGGAGGCCUUCUUCUCAACUCACCUAAGUCUCUACAGUUCUGGGGGAGUGUGGCUAGAAAUAUCAAAUUGAAUCCUAAGGCUAAACAGAAGGAAGAAAGCUUAGAUAUAUUAUCUUUUAGCUAUAAUCACCUGCCUCCUCAUUUAAAGCCAUGUUUUCUUUACAUGGGAGUUUUUAGGGAGGAUUCAGAGAUUCGUGUCUCCAAAAUUAUCGAGCUCUGGAUUGCUGAGGGGUUUCUUAGGCCAAAGGACGCCCAGGUUUUAGACAAGGUUGCAGAGAGUUACUUGAAGGAACUGAUUGACAGAAACCUUGUUUCAGUUAGAAAGCAUCGUCAUAAUGGAAAGAUAGGUUCUUGUGGCAUCCAUGAUCUUGUGAGAGACCUAUGUUUGAGACUAGGUGAGCAACAAGGAUUUUUCAUUGUGAGUGAAAGAGAAAUACAAGGAAAAGAGUAUCGCCACAUAUGUUCUGUUCUGGAUGAUAUACAACAGAAUGGACCAUCGCUAGCACGCUCUAUAUUGUCGGGGAGGCUCUUUGGUAACUUGAGUCACCAUAAAUUGUUGAGAGUUUUGGAUGUUGAAGGUUAUCUUGCAGGACACCUGCAUGAGAAUGUUAACUUGCGUUACCUUGCUUACAGUUCCCAGUAUUUUGAUCAGUCAUUGUGGAAGCUUCCUAGUUUAGGACCCCAUAUUUGGAAUCUGCAGACUUUAAUAUUACAUUGGUCAAUCCAUGUAAUUGUUGUUCCGACUGAAAUUUGGAAGAUGCGACAACUUAGGCAUGUCAAGUGCUUUCGGAUUUAUGUUCCUGACCCUCCUCGCCAAAGUAAUGGUUUGGUAAUGAUCGGAUUUAUGUUCCUGACCCUCCUCGCCAAAGUAAUGGUUUGGUAA